AUGACUAUUGAUAUACAGGUUACGAUGAAACGACAUAUUGGCGAUCGAACUGAACAAUAUGUUGAAUGGACACCUGAAGAUAUUCAUCCAGGAGAAUGGAUCAAAGGUUCAGACAUUAAAUUAAAACCAAAACAUGUACCUAUUAAUGAACUGAAUGCGACUCAACUCAAUCGUCUUUUACCACCAAUAUAUGCUUAUCGUCCACGUAUUCGAGGACAACGGAAGCGUUCCGUAAUCUCAGCACUACAAAGCAAAUAA
Rotaria sp. Silwood2 is the source of this 258-nucleotide messenger RNA. The record is from the annotation of a GenBank genome assembly. NCBI's taxonomy places the organism in Eukaryota, Metazoa, Rotifera, Eurotatoria, Philodinida, Philodinidae.